ACCACAUCAGCAGGCCACGUCAACAGGGAGUGCCACGUCAGCCACCCGGGCCUGUUUAUGCUGACGCGCUCGCAGACAGCCGUCAUGGACCAGAAACCGGGGGAAACGGCGGAGGCAUAUCAGGACCGCAUGCUGGCUUUGAUCAUAGAAGCCAAGCAGCGGGCGGAUGCAGUAGCAGUCGCAGAGAAGAAGAAGGCGGAGGAUGCCGAGCAGGAACGACUGCUAGCUCUUGAACAACAGCGUCUGCAGGCCGAGGCAGCAGCGAAGGCUGCAGAUGAAGAACAAUUGAAGCGGCGUGAGAAGAUUUUCAGCGGGGAGCAAGCAUUACUCACAUUGGCAGCGGAAUGGCGAACUGAGGCGGAGACAGGGAAGAUGGAGGAGAGCGAGACCAAGAUUGCCCUCCUCCUCUCCCAUCUCACGGACCUCCUGGCAACAUGCAUCGCGCACCAGGAGGACAUUCACAGCCUCGAUGCCAAAGUCAAGAGUGUUCGCAGCCGCGUACAGCAGUUGGAGCAACGACCAGCCGCCGCCCCUGUGGCAAGCUCUUCCAACACAUCAGACCGCCUGGACGCAUUGGAGACUAACGUCAGCACACUCAAGGACGGAGCACGACUACAACAAACCGCUACUCAACAAUUGGAGCAGCGGGUCUGUGCUGCCGCCGCCAGCCCGAGUUCGGGACAGCGCGAGUCAACUCCCAAGUUUGAUGGUCAGGAGAUCUUCUGCGAUUCAACAAAUACGGAUCCAGUUCAUCGUUUCCGCAAGUUUGAACUCACGUUGCAGCUGCACCUCGUCAGCGAAUGCAAGCACCACGCGUACUUAUACUCCCGGUCGGGAGGCGCAUGCCAGGCAUGGCUGGACAAUCUCUUGUCCCAGUACGGGGUGGUCGCUGCCAAGUUACACACGAAGAUCGGUUGGGAAGACCUCAAGGCGGCGUGGCGCAAGCGGUUCCAAGUGGAGCCGCCGAAGAUCAAGGCCAUGGACAAACUCAUGACCUUCGAGCAAGGCUCACUGCCAAGCGACGACUGGAUUGCCGAGUACCAACGCUUGACAUCCGUCCCAGGUCUCCCGAUAGGCUUCAAAGCCAUCAAGCACUACUUCAUUUCGAGGUCGUGCCCGGCGUUGAGCAACGCCUUGACGCAUGUCGAGGACACACUGACAACGACGGCGCAACUGUUCGACAAGGCCGCACAGAUUAUCAUCACGAACAAGGAGGCGAAGAACCUCACUCGUGCUGCGGCAGGCCCGAGCAAGGACCAGCAUCGGCCCAAGGUGGCCGUGGUUGCGGCGGCAUCGACAAGCAGCCAAUCUAGCGAGGCGGAGUCUGCCAAUGAAGGAGACAGACUCGCAGCUGCCCGGGAUGACAGCGGGCUGCCCUACCAAGGGGAAGGGCAAGCAGGGAAACUGAGCGCCGCCGAGAGUGAGUCGACGACACUCUCGACGCCUUCGGAAACGGUUUCUUCGCGAGUGACCGGCCUUCAUUCCGGGGCGCAUGCGGAAGUCGAAAGUCCUCUUCUCUAUUCUUUUGAGGACUAUGCUGCCCGGCUCGUUCCGACGCUGGGAUCUUUUGCUCAAGGACAAGACGUGUGUGCGGCAUCUUCUCCGUCCGGCAACGGUUCUUCUUCGUCUUCAAGUGGUUCUUCACGGGAUUCGGCGCACGGGUUCAACAUAGAGGAAUUGGACCCGCUCAAGUCUAAGGAUUUCGCAUGGCUUCCUCUCCCAACCACGGGCCGCUUACCGGGACCGCAAUGCACAGCACUCUGUGCCCAUCUUCACAAGUACUUGUCCUUCUAUGCACCACCAACUUCGCCGACGGAUGACGAGGUCGCGGUGGGGGACAUCUUGGCAUAUGUUACCAAGGUGGCCCGCGAGUUUCGCACGCAGCGGUACGACGACAAUAAUGCACCAUUGAUGUAUGUCCGCAUCCAAGUUGGGCAGGCAUCCUGCAGCGCUUUGCUGGAUAGCGGCGCGACUCGCAACUUCAUGAGCCAAGCUUUUCUGCAAAGGGUUGGCCUCGGCGCGCAGGUUCGGAGGAAGGCAAGCCCGACGGCGAUCAAGUUGGCGGAUGGAAAGACGCAGCAACUUCUCGACCGUUACAUCGAGGCCGUACCGGUGUACUUCGCACCUCAUGCAUGCGAACCGGUCACGUUCGACAUCUUGGACACGGACUUCGAUAUCAUCCUGGGAAUGCCUUGGCUUGCAAGUGCGGAUCACACGGUCAACUUUCAGCACCGGACUCUCACCGUUCGCGACGCCUUCGGCGCUGAGGUGCCGUGUACUAUUCCUCUUCCGCACCCUUCGAUCUGGUGCCAAGUCGUGACGGCCAAAUCGUUCCGAACUACAUGUGCAUAUGAGCAACCCGAAGAGAUAGGCCUAUGUUUCUUGCGGGCUAGCGCGGUAGCCGACUCUUCACCAUCGGACUUGUCUUCGGACCCCCGCGUGGUACGGCUGCUUGAUGAGUUCGCCGACAUCUUCGAGUCACCUACCGGUGUGGUGCCGGAUCGGCCGAUCUCUCACGAGAUCAUUCUUGGGGCCGGUGCCGUGCCGCCGAAAGGUUGCAUCUAUCGGAUGAGCGAGGAGGAACUGGAGGUCCUUCGCGCACAACUCGACGACUUGUUGGCCAAGGGCUGGAUCCGCCCUAGCAGCUCCCCAUAUGGAGCACCAGUUCUCUUCGUAAGGAAGAAGAACAAGGAUCUACGUCUGUGCAUCGACUACCGCAAGCUCAACGCACAAACUGUGAAAAAUGCGGGGCCUCUUCCUCGUAUCGACGAUCUUCUUGAGCGACUGGGCGGUGCUAAGUUCUUUUCCAAGUUGGACUUGAAGUUGGGGUAUCAUCAGAUUUCGAUACGCCCGAAUGAUUGCUACAAGACCUCAUUCAAGACGUGGUAUGGGCAUUUUGAGUGGGUGGUCAUGCCUUUUGGCCUCACCAAUGCCCCGACAAUCUUCCAGGCGGCCAUGACCCAUGAGUUCCGUGCUAUGUUGGAUCGGUUCGUGCUGGUCUACCUAAACGACAUUCUCGUGUACAACCGGACUCUGGAGGACCAUCUUGAGCAUCUUCGACGUGUGUUGGAGACGCUCCGCCGUGCCAAGUACCAAGCCAACCGCGACAAGUGCGAGUUUGUCCGGCAAGAGCUCGAGUACUUGGGCCAUUUUGUCACACCAGAGGGCAUCAGCCCAAGCCAUCCAGGAGUGGCCGGAGCCACGUAACGUCACGGAUGUCCGUUCGUUUCUUGGUCUUGCCGGCUACUAUCAGCGCUUCCUCAAGGGCUAUUCGAAGAUCGCGGCCCACUUGACCAAGCUUCAAUGCGAGGAUCGACCAUUUGACUUCGACGAGGAUGCGCGGGAAUCUUUCUUGGCUCUCAAAGCUGCACUUUUGUCAGCGGAGGUCUUGCGAAUCUACAACCCGCUAUUGCCCACACGCGU
Messenger RNA from Chara braunii, 3423 nucleotides. The record is from the annotation of a GenBank genome assembly. Lineage: Eukaryota; Viridiplantae; Streptophyta; Charophyceae; Charales; Characeae.